Molecule: messenger RNA, 868 nt
Organism: Schistosoma mattheei
Lineage: Eukaryota; Metazoa; Platyhelminthes; Trematoda; Strigeidida; Schistosomatidae
Source: the annotation of a GenBank genome assembly
CUCUGGCUACCGUUCGGUAUGUUAUUUGUCUCUUUUUUCCUGUAUUAAUAGACUGUACUGUUCGUUUGCACACUAACGAUGUUAAUUUAUGUUUUAGAAACAGAUAAAGUUUAUCAAGCCAAAUAGCUUACUUGUUCUGACUUUGGCUAGACCAAGACUCUGUACUCGACGGUCUAGAGAUUAGCUUCGAGUUGAAUCUGUAGGAAAUUGCUUCCUACAAAGUUUCGAACGGUAUCUCAUCAAAGUUUCGUACAUUGGGUACCUUUAGAUGUCUAUGGAGAGUCGUAAAACUGAUCAUAUUCCUGAAUUGUCUCCUCAUUAUUCAGAAACCCAUAGUGAUGACCAGCUCGGAGGAAAUACCUACCGAAUGGAUCCCUUGUUAGAGUUAGAAUUAGCUAAAGUACGUUUAGCUCAGACAGAAAAAGAAAUCGAGCUAGAACGGUUACGCCAAAAAGGAAAAGAACAUUAUGAUCAAGUUAUGGUUGACAAGGCGAUGACGUAUGAGUCUACAUCUGUCGUUGAUGUUCCUCAUAGAAAAGACUGGGUAACAAUGAUGUCUAGAGCUUUAGACCUACCAAAGAAAGAGAUUAUAAGGUUUGAUGGUAACCCUAUGAACUAUUGGAGCUUCAUACGGAAUUUUGAGGACUGUUUUGACGAGAGCAUUGGGUUCCGAUCUAGGUUAAACUAUUUGAUCCAGUACUGUGAUGGUGAAGCUAAAAACACUAUUGUUCAUUGCGCAUUGCUUGAACCAGAAGAAGGCUAUCGUAAAGCACUAGAACUUCUCGAGGAAGCAUUUGGUCAGAAGCAUAUAGUAGCUCAUGCAUUUAUUGAUAAGAUGCUGAACAUCCCUGCCAUUAAAGGGACCGAU